Closterium sp. Yama58-4 is the source of this 1926-nucleotide messenger RNA. Lineage: Eukaryota; Viridiplantae; Streptophyta; Zygnematophyceae; Desmidiales; Closteriaceae. The record is from the annotation of a GenBank genome assembly.
AUGGUAGAUCCAAGGGCCAGCUCUCAAGCUUCGAGCAACGAUUCCACACGCCAGGGGUUACCUGGUUACCGCACACCAGGCCUUCGCCCCCGUGCACUACCCUCGGUGCGCGGCGUGUGGCAGCAGUGGAUGCUGCACGAGUGCCUCUACUCGACCCUCCGCCUCGUAAUCGAUGCCUCUGCUCUAAAGCCCGUGCUGCUGCUGCCACCCGAGAGGGCUGCUGCUGCUGCUGCUGUGGAGGAGGGGGUGGGCGACUGGGAAGGAGAGGAGAAAGGGGAGGGAAGGGAGGAGGGAGUGGGAGAGGGCGAGGGGGGAGGUGAGGGAGCGGGAAAGGAGGAAGGAGAGGAGGAGCUGAAUGCCUACUUGGCUCUCUCUUAUGGUUCCUUUCCCCUCUCUCUUUCUUCCACCAGCGGCCACUCGCAAAAUGAGCACGGUUCCGCCACAAAGCAGCAGCAGCAGCAGCAGCAGCACUAUGUGAGCGGUGAGCCGCGAGUGUCUCUCUCUGAUGUGCCAUGGGCCCUCGUCCCGUGCGCCCACCCUGGCGCUGCAGGCUUCUGCUUUCAGCCACGGGACAAGCAGCAACGAGGGAUGGUGCCGGCGGAAGGAGGAAGUGAGGAUGAGGACGGGGGAGGCGGUGAGGAGCAGAGGUGCAUUGGGCGGGUUCAGAGGGAGGAGUUGAUGCAGGCAGCAGCAGCAUGGAGGAGACAGGGUGUUGGGUUGAGGCGGAGGCGGGAGGCCAAGAGGAAGGAGGUGGAGUUAGGCGGGGAAGAUGAGGAGGAGGUGGGGGCGCUUGCGUUUGAGAGAGUGGAGCAUGAUGAGGUGAUGCUGCGGGUGCUGCGACAGGUGGUGAGGAGGGGGGCGGGCAUGAGGAGGAGCGGAGGCAGAGAGAAGGGGAGAGAGAAAGACAUGCAAGAGGAUGAAGGAUUGGAUGGAGAGGAGGCUGCAGCGGGAAGGAGAGGCAGCAGUGGGUGGCAUGGCAGUGCCAGAGGCACCAACUCCGAAGCAGAAGUUAGAGAAGGGACAGUGGGGACAGAAGGGGCAGGGAGGACAGUAAGGGUCGAAGGGGCAGGUACAGCGGAGGGGGACGAAGCGCGGACAGUGGUGCUGGCGGUGGUGGCGUCUAACUACAGGGAGGUGAUGAUGAGCUGGGUGUGCGGGCUGCGCCGCCUGCAUGUGCACAACUACGUUAUAGCCGCCAUGGACAGGGAAACUUACGACUUUGCCCGUGAGCAGGGCCUCCCGGUGUUCCCCCACGCAUACGACGAUGCGUUCGGCCGCGACGAGUGCCACUUCGGCACGGACUGCUUUCUCAACGUGACUAAAGUGAAGUCUCGGGCCGCGCUGCGCGUGUUACGGGCUGGUUACCACGUGCUGUUUAACGACGCAGAUAUAUAUUGGUUUGCGGACGCGCGACCGAUAGUGAUGGGGUAUGGGCCGGGGCACAUGGUCGUUCAGAGCGAUAAUCAUAAUGACACGGGCCCGGAUAAUGACUAUCGGCGGCUCAACUCGGGGUUUUAUUUCAUUCGCUCAGAGCCGAGGGCAUUGGCGGCUCUUGAGGCAGUGGUUGCGCAUGCAGCAGCGUCCCCUAUAACAGAGCAGCCCAGUUUCUAUGAUGUGCUGUGUGGAGCUUCGUCUGAGUACACUGUGGGUGAUUCCCGGUGCUUAAAUCCGAAGUUCAACCUUACUGUGGAUUUCCUCGAUAGAAGUAGGUUCCCUAAUGGUGCAACGCGGAUGUUGUUCCACAUGGGAAAUAGUGUUCGGAAAGGGUGCGAAGAAAUGGGUUGCAUAAUAAUCCAUAACAACUGGGUGGCCGGAAGGCGGAAGAAGAUAAGGAGGCAGGUGAAGCAAGGGUUGUGGGAUUAUGAUGUUGGGGCUCGAAUGUGUAUUCGCUCAUGGUACGGCUCUAUGCUACAGCAGUUAUACUAG